AAAAAAUAUAUACAUAUAUACAAAAUCUUUGUGGAGAAUAUGAAACAGGAAUUCCAUGAAAUACAUGAAUAAACAAUGUAAUUUUUGAGUUGUGUGUACGUUAGUAAGAUUCCAGUCCCUACAAACUCCAGUGAUGUUUCCACAAACAUUGAAUAGUAACUAUUGUUCUUAUAAUCCCUAAAUUACAGGGUAUAAGUUGUUCCCAACUGCCUGACUUCUCUCACAUCUGCUGUCCUAUUUCCCCUGUUUAUCCGCUGUCGUCGUUGGUUCCAAUUCGGAUCGUUAUCCGCCCCCAAUUAGGAGGCGACAUCAUCAAGUGGAAUUCUCCGAACGUUUUAGAUCUAGUUUGGAAUUCACUCAGUUCCCACGAUGUGGUUGCAUUGGCAGUGGCUGAUCUGGGCUCUUGUCUGGCUUCAUGUGGCAGUGGCCACCAAGUGGUAUGGUGGUGGAAUGGACUUCAAUGAUCCCUCCUCCUGGCUAGAUGAUCACUUGCCAUGCGCACAGGACGUGGUCGUUUUUCCGGAGUACUACCCAGCCCUGUUGCCUCUGCCCGAGAACAUAGCCAUUGAUGGCUUGGUUUUCCCCAGAGAAGGGGCGAUCCUCCUGGCGGAGGAAUCUACCAUUAUCUUUGGUUCCGACAAGCAGCCCGCCUGUGAGAGCGAGGAGAAGAAGGCCUUUCUGAAGCCGCCAAAGUCGAGUAAAUGGUUUGAUCCUGGCACCUGGACGGACAAAUCUAAGGAAACUUCCACAUUUACACCGGAGCUGGAGAGGAUUCCCUGUGAUGACGAGCAGGUCAUCAUCAAGGGGCACGGACCUUUGGCCUUCGACCUGGAAAACGUGCAGUAUCUGCGGCUGGGACAGCUCAUUCUGGCUGGUUCAUCCAUCUCCAAGACGUACUUGGAGCAACUUAUCAGCAGAGAUCUGGGGCAGUUCCUCUUCCACAAUGCCGAGUACGUCCAGGUGGAGUACUACAGAGGAGAGCUCUGUGGCUGCCACAAGGACUUUGAGCGCUUGCUGGAACCCGUUUGCCACAAUGUCCAGGAGCAAUGCGAGACGCCCCACUGCUUGUCCCCAGUGCGACCCUUGGGAUCGUGUUGCCUCAUCUGCGGCGCCAUUCUAACCACGCCCACGAUGCACUGCACCGAGGGCAAUAGGAAGGAGUUUGUGACCCAGAUAAGUUACCUCAUUAGCCAGCAGAGUGUGAAGGAUCAGAUUGGCCUGCACGUGGAGUUCGUGGGCUCCCAGCAGUUUGGAAACUCCCUGCAGGCGGUAGUCACUGAUCGCCUUAAAUACAGUGAACGGAGCAUGGAGUUCCUGCAGCAGAACCUACAAAACUGGCACAAGAAAGGAAUAAAGUUGGAAGUCUCGGGUCGACCCUAUAAUCCGAAUGUCAGCUUCUCCUCGAUUGUACUCAUCCUUUUCUGCAUGGCACUGGUGGGUCUGGUGUCCGUGGUCAUUUUGGCGCACUUUAUGCCGGAAAACCCCUACCUCAACCGCAUCCCACAGUGGAUCCACGACCCCCGUCGCUGGAGGUGGCAUCACCUGGGCUUGAGACUGCGCCGGAAUCUGCUGUUCGACCGUUUUGACAACGGCGGCGCAGGAGGUGGCUCCAGUGAUGGAGGUGCUUCUGGUGUGGAUCGUCUGGGCAUUAUGGCUUACGACCCGGAAAGCGGCGAGGUGAGGGAACGAGCCUUUGACAAUCCCAUGUUCGAACAGGCAGGAGCUUUGGAGGUGGCUGCCAAGGAGUCGCAGGAGCAGGAGGAAAUACUGGGUGUCCCCAAAAUGGAGACUGGAGAUCUGGACGCCGGCAGUGUGGUGGAUGAGCAGGAGCUCACGGAAAUCAACUUGGAAACCUGCGGGGCGGACACCGAUGAGGAGACCAUCUAAUUAAACUCAAACUUUUCCGAAAGCUCCAAUAGACCAUCUUAUAUAAUCUGACGUAAAGUUUUGAGAAUAGGUGUUCAAUAUUACUGUCCCGCUUAUUGAAGUAUUUGUUAUAAUUACAUUUACUCGGCCUACGAGUUGGAGGGGGAUAUUAGCUGAUUAUUUUUGGAUAUCCAUUACGAACGCACAAUCGAUGAGUUGCGUGUAUUAAAGACACAAAAAACCGAAAA
This is a messenger RNA of Drosophila yakuba, 2114 nucleotides long. RefSeq names its product protein amnionless (gene Amnionless). Bases 370 to 1887 code for a protein of 505 amino acids. Gene Ontology annotation, cellular component: endocytic vesicle; apical plasma membrane. Gene Ontology annotation, biological process: receptor-mediated endocytosis; intracellular protein localization. NCBI's taxonomy places the organism in Eukaryota, Metazoa, Arthropoda, Insecta, Diptera, Drosophilidae. The transcript has a single exon. The record is from RefSeq and is a predicted model, not a curated record.